ACGAGCCAACAUCACGAUCAACAUGGCUGGCAACAAGUGCCGGCCGGGGGCAAGAUAGUGCUUACGGGUUCAGUGGCUCCCGCAGCAUUUUUGUUUCGCCCAGCCUGGCCCGCUGUCUCGGGUCAUGAGAGCUUCACUCCGCUUUGGAGUCGUCAGUCCGGUGGAAGCGCCUGUGCGGACAGUGAAACGACAUGCCCGCAGGCAGCAUGGUGCUGCGGCGCCGAAGAGGUAUGCUCCCUCAUCGGCGGGGCGUUCUUCUGCUGUCCCGAAGGGGCUGGCUCCGUUGGAUGCACUCGAGUGUGCGCUGCUGGCGACUUCCAGUGCGGUUCCAUCUGCUGUGCAGACGGCCAAACCUGCAUGGGAGGUGACACACCGUCACCGUAUUGCGUCAGCCAGAGGCCUACCGGAGUGCCAGGCACGGCUGUUUCGACGACCUCGAUUUCCUCACGGACUGCCUCGACGUAUUCGGGCAUCUCAUUGUCGAUCACAUCUCCUUCCUUUCCGGCCGCCAUUAUCAGUCCAACAUCGUCAGUCACGUCGGCCAUCGCGGCCUCCACCAACGCCGCCUCCCUAACUCAAUCCGAGCAACCUUCGCCUGCUGAACCCAGCGUAACCGCAUCAACAACGCCACAACACGGCUUUUCCCGCGCAGCGCAAAUCUCCAUCGGCGUCAUCGUCCCCGUGGCCGUCGUCUUCCUGGUCGGCGCCCUCUGGAUUUUCAACUUCCGCCGCCCCGGUCGGGGCCAUGCCCGCGGACACCGCAGAGGGGAAGCAAGAACCACCUCCGAGGACACGCAGGCCUACGACAAGAUCUGGCUGGACGCGGACACGGCGCCGCACCUAUCGCCGCAUGAGAAGUACAUGAUGAAGUCCAACGCUGAGCGGAGGAGGCAGGGUGAGGGAGAGAGGUAUGAGAUGAAAGAUUUGCGAGAGCUAGAGGAUGCAGGGGUUCAUGGGCAGGACGCGACAGACUCGGGAUCCGGUGGCCGGGCGUCGCCGCAUCCGGGGACUCCGGUUAUUGUGUAG
Parathielavia appendiculata is the source of this 1026-nucleotide messenger RNA. RefSeq lists its product as uncharacterized. The record is from RefSeq and is a predicted model, not a curated record. Lineage: Eukaryota; Fungi; Ascomycota; Sordariomycetes; Sordariales; Chaetomiaceae. The transcript has 3 exons. The annotation marks the transcript as partial.